AAUUGUAGUAAUGUUUGAAAUUACAGCCUUUUACUUACUUCAUCUUAUGUGGUGAAGCUUUGAUCAACACCCGCUCACCUCCUAGUCACCACCUAGUCAAUGGAAGGACCGAUGACGGUGUCCCUUCCUGGAGUCUCUUCCUGGUAACCUUCCUACCCCGGAGGAGACCGGUAUGGAAAGGGACACCAAGGGACACAUUAUAUAACACCUCACCUUCCUCGAUCUUGCUCGAACUUUGCCCGUAGUUUCCUCGUUACGCUCCCGGAAUUAAAUUAAGUUCAGCUGCCAUCCGUCAUCUGUCAUUCAGACAAAGACCGAUAUCCGGAACUUAAAACAACAACCUUUUUCUACUUCGCAUUAGCCUUCAUUUCAAUUUGAGAUACCCAACCACCAUUGAUACCCAUACCUACCAUCCAUAUAAUACCCAAUCUUAUUCUAUUUCGCAAUUAUGUCUCACCUUCCCACUGAGCCCGAGUUUGAGCAGGCCUACAAAGAGCUUGUGGCCACUCUCGAGGACAGCUCUUUGUUCGAAGAGCACCCCGAGUACCGAACCGCGCUAAACGUCGUUUCCAUUCCCGAGCGCAUCUUCCAAUUCCGAGUUGUCUGGGAAGACGACAAGGGCAACCUUCAAGUGAACCGCGGAUUCCGCGUCCAGUUCAACUCCGCGCUCGGCCCUUACAAAGGCGGACUGCGAUUCCAUCCUACGGUCAACCUAUCAAUCCUGAAGUUCCUUGGCUUCGAACAAAUCUUCAAGAAUGCCUUGACUGGAUUGAACAUGGGUGGUGGUAAGGGAGGUGCCGACUUCGACCCCAAGGGCAAGAGCGACAGCGAGAUCCGUCGGUUCUGCGAGGCUUUCAUGCGACGGCUGUGCCAACACAUCGGUGCUGAAACCGAUGUUCCCGCUGGUGACAUCGGUGUCGGAGGCCGAGAGGUCGGCUACCUAUUCGGCACUUACCGCAAGGAGCGCAACAAGUGGGAAGGUGUCCUCACCGGCAAGGGUCUCACUUGGGGUGGCAGCUUGAUCCGACCAGAGGCUACUGGUUACGGUCUUGUCUACUAUGUCGAACACAUGAUUGCUCACGUCGGCAAGGGUGGCUUCAAGGGCAAGCGAGUCGCCAUCUCCGGAUCUGGAAACGUCGCACAGUACGCCGCCCUAAAGGCCAUCGAGCUAGGCGCCACCGUGGUGUCCCUGUCCGAUUCCACGGGCGCCCUCAUCGCCGAGGGUGACGCGUUCUUCACCCCCGAGCACAUCGACGAGAUCGCCGCCAUCAAGCUUGACCGAAAGGCCAUCACCGAGUUCAGCGCCAAGUCGCAGUUCAAGUACAUCGCGGGCGCGCGCCCCUGGGUGCACGUGGGCAAGGUUGAAAUCGCGCUGCCCUGCGCUACGCAGAACGAAGUCAGCAAGGAGGAGGCCGAGGCGCUGGUCGCUGCCGGCACGCAGUUCGUAGCCGAGGGCUCCAACAUGGGGUGCACGCAGGAAGCGAUCGACGUGUUCGAGGCGGCCAGGAAGGAGAAGGGCAAGGACUCGAUCUGGUACGCGCCCGGCAAGGCGUCCAACGCGGGCGGCGUCGCGGUUUCCGGUCUCGAGAUGGCGCAGAAUAGCAGCCAGAUCACCUGGACCCGCGACGUGGUCGAUGAUAGGCUCAAGGGCAUCAUGAAGGAUAUCUUCGACCAGAGCAUCGAGAAGGCGCAGAAGUACGUCAAGGCGAAGGAGGGAGAGCUGCCUAGCUUGGUUGCUGGUGGCAAUAUUGCGGGAUUCAUUAAGGUCGUUCAGGCUAUGCAUGAUCAGGGCGAUUGGUGGUGAAUGGGGGCUGUUGGUGAGGAUUCGGGCGGUACCUGCUAGGUAGGUAGGUAUCGUUCGCGAGCGAGCGCUAUGGUGAAUUGGCGAGGAAGAAUCGCGAGGGCUUGUCAUAGGCUGAUUCUGGACCGCGACCUGCUUGCCUAGGUACAUGUUCUUGGUGCAGGGUAGGGGCCGAUCUGAACUAGA
This is a messenger RNA of Annulohypoxylon maeteangense, 1987 nucleotides long. Its product is annotated as NADP-specific glutamate dehydrogenase. The record is from RefSeq and is a predicted model, not a curated record. Gene Ontology annotation, molecular function: L-glutamate dehydrogenase (NADP+) activity. The transcript has 5 exons. Gene Ontology annotation, cellular component: cytosol. Bases 449 to 1804 code for a protein of 451 amino acids. Lineage: Eukaryota; Fungi; Ascomycota; Sordariomycetes; Xylariales; Hypoxylaceae.